This is a messenger RNA of Prorocentrum cordatum, 1198 nucleotides long. The record is from the annotation of a GenBank genome assembly. Lineage: Eukaryota; Dinophyceae; Prorocentrales; Prorocentraceae.
GCAGCAUCAGCAAAGCCCAAGCAGCAGCUGGUGCCAGAUGAGAGGCUCACGCUCGAGACAGCUGCCUCGCGCGAGAAGUACUGGCUUGAUGAUUUGAUCGCCUGCAUCACUGCGCCAUUGCAGGUACUCCAGCGAGAGAUGGUGAAGAAGAGAGAGGUGAAGAGGCUGCUCCAGCUGGGCAUGGAAUUCGCCAUGACGAAGACGCUCACCAUCGGCGCCGCGGAGUUCACUGGGUGGAAAGCCCUCCGGAAGGAGUUGAGGACGCAGGUCAUCAAAGCCCACGGUGGCGCACUCCGAGUUGCCACGGGGAUUCCAGCUACUUGGACUGGAGACGAGGUGGUCGAUCUUUACCUGAACAGACUGGACGACUGGCAGGACGACGUCGAAGACGAGGUGUCGGGCUGCCGCGUGCGCAGGUGCCAGGGGGGCGAGAAGAAGAUGGAGGCCAUGCCGCAGAUGUGGAUGAAGUUCGCGCUGCACGCGCUCAAGGUCAUUGACGCCGCUGGGGCGCCCCCAUCAGUCGACAAGCUCUCGAGUGGUGGCGCGUUCAAGGAGAAGGCUGAUAUCACCGAGAUGAUCUCGCAGAGGGUUCUCUACUUCCGUCGCGCCGUUUAUUCGCUCGUUCAGGGCCCCGAACAGCUCACCAACAGAGACUUCGGCUUCCUCGUGGACAUCGUGUACCACGGUCAGAACGAACCGGCACAUCUCUUCGAGAAUGAGAAGACCACGCCUCACAGCUGGGCUGCUUUAUGGUGCUCUCUCUUUGCUGAUGCCUACGCCCCAGUCCAGAAUGAGGAAGAGAUGCCAGCUCCCCGUGGCGCAAAGUUUCUCAGCGGAUGGGCCCAGACCAAGUUGAACGAGGAACGCGAGGCCGCCGCGCGGGUCCAGGACGAGGCCGCCCAGCUCGAGGAGAAGAGGGUGGCGGAGAGGCGGGCAUCACUAUCUUCGCUCCCAGCCAUCAGAGCCUCGUGGAAGGCCGAUGAUAAUGACUUGCCUGCGUGCGCGAUGCACUCGUUGAUCCUCCAGCUAGAGAGCAAGCUGAUGGAGAUGGCCAUGCAGGCGUCGAACGUCGGAGUCCUGAAGCCAGACAUGCGCGUAGGGCUCCUGCACGCAGACCCCUACGACAACGAUGUGCGCAUCAUGUUCAUCAACAGCGGCGAGGUCGCGGACCCCGAAGAGAUGGCGCUGAACCUGAUAG